GGUCCGACAGUCGACUGAUACACCUCUUUUGCUUGCCUUUUUCCCCCCACCACGUUGCUGUGGACUUAAUGUUUUCAUUCAUGACGUUCAAAUUUUUUUUCCUUGCGAAUCUUUCCAUUUUGAUUUCAAUUCAACAAUGUCAAUUCUGUUCCCAUUUUCUGGUUUCGUGCGCGCUCCUCGUUUUCAUUGAUGCGUGUUUGUGCUAUUUGACCACUGGGGGGGGUGCAGGGCACGAGAUUUCCGCACGCGACGGGGAGUCUGAUGAUCAUGACCAAGCUAAAUUAUCUAUCUAUCCUGCGAACCCUCGCACCCGUCCACCACGCCACACCCACGGCUUCGACUCCACUUCCAGACGCAGACGUUGCCGGAGAGGGAGAAGGCAGCGCACAAGCGGUUUCCUAUUGGAGAGACGAGUCGCAACGGGCUCCUGCCGCCGGUGAUUCCGGAGUAUCAUCGUCGGCGCAGGUGGUGGUCGAGCGCGAGCACGAGCAUGCAGAAGACGACGUAUCGGAAGAAGCGGCACGCAACGCUUUCACGUUUUACGAUUCUCCUUUGACGGCGUAUCCGCUGUUGCGAUCUCGAUUGGAACCGGCGAGUGGGGAUACCGGGGGGCAUCAUAGUGCCAUAGAAGCGCCACUAGCUGCUUCUUCAGUUUCCUUUCCUUUCCGUGGUGCAUUGUCGAGGAUGGCUCACGCUUCCAUUCCUAUGAUGUUGCCAGACCUCAAGCCGCUGAAGCAGGCUAUACUGUUGCGCAGGUUAACCGAGAUGACUGCGGGUGAUGCAAGUAUCCGGGUAUGUCAGUACGAGGUACCCGGAGGAGGCACAUGUCGCAAUGAUGAAUGCGAAGAGCUACACCUGAGUCGGAUUAGCUGCGAGCCGAGCGAUGCGGAGGUCGCGGCUUACGUGCACAGCAGGCUUUCGAGCCCGUGGCGAGGGCGCUGUGAUGCACGUGCGAUUGCAAUUGGGCUGGAGAGUGUGCGACUGCGAGCCGGGGGCACUGGUGACCUUGACGCAGACGUCGUGACGGCGUUGAGCGAGCUUGGUGUACCUGCGACCCCGGGCGAUGAUAAUGAUGAUAUUCGAGUGUCAAUAACCACCGGGAAGAGCGCUGAGCGCCACAGGAGAGCGAUGUAGAUUUGAUUGAUUUGUAAUAGGGUAUUUGAUCAUGAUCAUGUGACGAAUGACAUUGUUAGUCAUGGAUGGGACCGAAAUAGGACAUUGCCAUUCCUGGAUGCAAGAUCCGAAAACGGCUAGACUGAUCUGAUUCGAGCGGAGACUGCGGA
Messenger RNA from Pisolithus orientalis, 1283 nucleotides. RefSeq lists its product as uncharacterized. The transcript is spliced from 5 exons. The coding region runs from base 262 to 1134 and encodes 290 amino acids. The record is from RefSeq and is a predicted model, not a curated record. Lineage: Eukaryota; Fungi; Basidiomycota; Agaricomycetes; Boletales; Pisolithaceae.